CAGCAUUCGUCGGGAGUAGUUGGACGAAAAGGAACGGAAAAGGAUCCCAGUGCCGGCAUUGUGUGUGUGUGUCUCUUUGUGUGUGCGUUUUUGCCGGGGGAUGCAUAUAUGCCUCGUUCAUGUGCAUAAUUUGUGUGUGAAAUAUUUGAAAUUAAAUAUUGUUGACAGUAAAUCUCAGAGUGAUUAAGUGACAAAGUUGAAUGAAUAAAUCAUAAAGAACACCGACACGAAACGGCUGAAGCAGCAACUACCAAAAAAUAAAGGAAAAACCUUUCUUUUUGUGUUUUUUUUUGGCAUACUCGAUAAGAGCUUGGGCAGCAGCAGCCACCUAGAAGAAGGAGUAGAAGAAGUUGCCUUACUUCAUAUAAAAUUGAUUACUUUCAUAUGGACUCAAAUUCAGUUAGUCCCUUGCCGCCUCUAGCCAUGAUGGAGAAUGAGAAGACACCGCCGGGUACACCGAAUGGCAUUGAAAUGCCACCGCCUCCAGAUCCAGAUGAAAAACGCUAUGAAGAAGAUCCUGAUAAUGCCUGGAACUGUUGUUCCUGGUGUGAAUAUUUAUUGAUUAUCAUUCUAUCGACCAUAUUGCUAGUUGGUGUCUUGGUCCUGACCCUAUUUUGGGUGAUGUUCUAUCGCGGUGGCUUUGCCUGGUCAGAGAGUCCAUUGCAGCAAUUCAAUUUACAUCCCAUUCUGAUGGUCGCUGGCUUUAUAACACUCUCAGGAUUCUCUAUUUUGCUAUAUCGCCUUUGUCGGUGCGUCAAACAUAUCUAUGUGAAGGUGAUUCAUAUGUUUUUCCAUGCUGCUGCUAUACCCUGCAUUGCAUUGGGUUUCCUAUCCGUCCUCGAUUCCCAUAAUGCAUUGCAAAAGCAACAUUUUUAUAGUCUUCAUUCGUGGCUGGGUUUCGUGACAAUGGGCAUGUUUGUCUUGCAAUUUGUCUUGGGUUUCUUUAGUUUUCUGGUAAUGCUCUGCUGUGAGAACAAGACCUAUAGCUGCCGCUCUGCCAUGGUUCCCAUUCAUGCCUCUUUGGGUUUGGCCAAUUUUUGGUUAGCAGUUGCCACUUCAGUGACGGGUUUAAUUGAAAAAGAGCGUGAAACUUCUAAAGAUGAGAAUUUGAGCUCGGAAAAUCGUCUUAUCGAACAUUAUAUAACCAGUGCAAUAGGCAUUACCUUAAUAUUAAUUGGCAUUAUUGUUACAUUCGCCGUACGAAGAACUAAUUCACCUGCCUCGGCCAAGGUAUAUGUCACCGAACGCAUUUAAAUGCAAUCUUCUCCUCUCAAUUUUAAAUGGCUUAGCACUACUCUGAAUGGUAUCCUUUUUAUUAAGCUUUUUGCAUUAUCCUCUCUUCAAAAACAAAUACUAAAACUAAAGAGCAAUUCCUAAGUAGAUAUACAUAUAUAUACAAAUAGUUAAAUGCAGACUACGACCAAUCAUAAAAUUAAAAACACAAAUUGUAAUCUCUUCAGCUGAAUUCUAACACAAAAACUAACUUUAGUAGUAAUUUUUGAUAUAGAAACAACAAAAAUUUUGUAUACAUCCGCUACUACUAUUAUAUAUACAUACAUACUAUACGUAUAUACAUAUAAAUUUAGAUUCUUACUAUAUAUUGUCAUCGCAUUUGAAGUUUCGUAUUUCACACAAAGAAACAAAAAAAGAAAAAAAAUGUAAACAAAACGCUAAGCAAUUGUAAAUUGUAAAUCAAUUUUACAUGUUUAUAUAUAUAUAUUAUUAAUAUACAAUAAA
Drosophila willistoni is the source of this 1737-nucleotide messenger RNA. RefSeq names its product lysosomal membrane ascorbate-dependent ferrireductase CYB561A3 (gene nemy). The transcript is spliced from 6 exons. The coding region runs from base 385 to 1254 and encodes 289 amino acids. Lineage: Eukaryota; Metazoa; Arthropoda; Insecta; Diptera; Drosophilidae. The record is from RefSeq and is a predicted model, not a curated record. Gene Ontology annotation, molecular function: oxidoreductase activity.